Molecule: messenger RNA, 531 nt
Organism: Mycena citricolor
Lineage: Eukaryota; Fungi; Basidiomycota; Agaricomycetes; Agaricales; Mycenaceae
Source: the annotation of a GenBank genome assembly
AUGUCUCAACCCGUCAGCGCUGCUGUCCUUCUUUGUGGCAACGCGCAAUCCGUCCCGGACACGGUCAACAACUGGCUUGGAGGGCUCUGUGCUGUCGGCACCUGCAGUAACGCAUCCCUUGCUUCUGUAGCAGCCACCGUUACCUCGGGAUGCGCCAGUGAUCUGAGCGCAUUCAAUGUCAGCGUCGGAGCUGGGCUGCAACAGACCAUCACCCAGAUCGUGCAGCAAGUGUAUCCGACCGCGCGCUCUAUCAUGUGCCUGAAAGACAAUGCAUCCAGCAAAUUUUGCGCCACCGAGAUGCUCAGCAGCAUCGAGACCCUUACAGGAAAACUGUCAGCCAGUAGCCUCAAUCUCCAGACUAUCUUGUCCGACUUCCAGAAUCUUGUCGCCAGCGCGGCCAAUUUGGCCUGCACCAACUGCACCAAGGCUGCAUUCAGCCUCGCAGCUCCACUGACGGCACAGUUCCCCCAGGCCUCCUCCGCCAUCGACACGUUGUGCGGCGCAGGUUUUGCUGGCAAGUCGAUAAUCUAG